Messenger RNA from Schistosoma haematobium, 11147 nucleotides. RefSeq lists its product as uncharacterized. Lineage: Eukaryota; Metazoa; Platyhelminthes; Trematoda; Strigeidida; Schistosomatidae. The record is from RefSeq and is a predicted model, not a curated record. Bases 8696 to 9166 code for a protein of 156 amino acids. The transcript is spliced from 4 exons.
AUUAACACCAUUGGAUGCUGCUCAGUGGUCUAGUUGGUUAAGCAUCUGGAGCGAGGCUGAUAGGUCUUGGGUUCGAAUCUCGCGGGGUGCGGGAUCGUGGAUGCACACUGCUGAGGAGUCCCACAAUAGGAUGAAACGGCCGUCCAGUGCUUCCGGGUUUUCUAUGGUGAUCUAGCUUCAUUUAACUCAUGAUUUCAAUCAAUAUACUUUUUUGUUCAUCAAGUUAAUGAGGAUGAACGGUGUUAUAAGAUUGAUAUUUGAAUACUUUUUAUCAUUUAGCGUUCCAUGCUAUCUAUGUUUUGUUUUUGUUUGUUUUUUCGAGAAAAUACAAGAACAAAGCACUUUUCUAAUAUAUUAUUUACUCAAUGAUGAUAAUAAUUACUUAGGAUGUUUACAAUACAUAAUGGUAGUAUUAUAUAACUAAAGGUUUUUUAUAUGCUUCUUGGACUUGUAAUGUCGGUUACUAUGUUAAGUUCACAUAGCUUAUUGUAGCUUUUGGACACUCUGAUUUAUCUAUUUUUCUUGAGUCACAUUUUCACUUUACUAAUUAUUCACUUAUCAACCUUGACUGUUUUUAUAUGAGGGUGUGUGUACACUUCUCAUCAUAUUCAUCACACGUCUUCAACUUAUUUUUGUGUGACUAUAAGUAUUGAUUAACGCUUGAUCGAAAUGGAGUUGGCUCACACGCCUUCUCCACCGCGAGUCAUUUCGCUUCGCUCUCUUCUAUUCGCUUCAUCCUUCUGAUUGCUUUUCCAAAACAAUGAGCGUACGAAUAUAUACGUAUUCAAACAUCCAUUCUCGUAUUUGACUUAUUUCAUUCCGUUAUUGACUAACGAGAUUUAAGUCGAUAAUUAUAUACGAGAAUAGUCAGUAUAUAUAUUUUGACAACAAUCAUUCAUACGAUUUAAUCGGAGACAGAUUAAGGGCUACCAAAGUUUUAUACACUUUUAUUUUAUUUUUCAUCAAUUUAAAGUUACUUUAUUGAGUUAGUGGAAUGGAUCAUAAUAAUGAUCAUUUCUUUCCAACGUUUUACUGGAAAAAUAUUUUUAGUUGACUGUCAAAUAGAACUAAAUAUCUACUCCAAACAUUUUAAUAUCUAUACUUCAUAAUGAACAGGAAUGUUGACUACGUAUUCAAUGUCGUUAAAAUGCCAGUUAAUGGUUCAGUUGUUUGUUGUUUUUCUUUAUCGGUUGGUGAAUAUGAUCAUUGUUAAAUUAAAUACUGAUAAAUGAUGGCAGAGAUUAACUUCAUUUUCAAUGGUUUUAACAGUUUCAUGUUAUAUAAAGCAUCAAGUUACUCUGAGAAUAAAUCUAAAUGAGAUUAACAAACUAUUUACACGAUAUAAAUUAAUAGUCGUGGAUCAUUUCAAAUAGUAUGAUAUAUUGACUAACUGAAAAUUUUCUUAGUUUCCUGAUAUUUUGUUUUGUGUCACUGGACAAAAAUGUACGUAAAGUUUCGAUUAGUCAACAGUGAGUAGUAAAUAUUUGAAAUAAAGUUAUUACAUUUAACUGAAAUCAUGAACUGAUCUAAGUUAGACCUCAAUUAAAAACGUGAAAGCACUGAACGGUCGUUUCGUCAUAAUAUGUAAUUCUUUAGCGGUACUUAUCCACGAUUCUACACACAGCAAUCAACUUUAGGAUCUUUGGUCUCACACUUUACUCUUAACUUCUGCACUACUGACGACGAUAUUAAUGUCUCUAAUCAAUCCAUGACAUCGUGUGGUCAUCUUCCAUUGUCUUCAAUGGAUAACUGUCUCACACCCGACAGAGAUUAACUCUACUGGUCAUGGUUUCUUACUAGUACGCAGGAAAAUGCAUUGUAUUCAUUUAUAAAUUAAUAUUACUGUUAAACUAUUGACUUUGAAGUAAACUGCAUUGUUAAAAUCUAUUAUUUUUAAAAUGACAAUGUUUAGCAGAUGGAGGAAGUGCAAAACUGAAUGAUACUGGAUCAGCAAAUAACGAUACAUCAAGAGGCAAGUUAAUAAACUAUAUAAUACUAUCUUUUAUAUUCUCACUGUACAAUGUUUCCAAUAAUGAUAUCAUAGUGUUCAUAAGUUAUAUCCGGCUAUUAUUAAGGCUUUUAUACUAUGAAUUUUGUGAUUCAAAUUUAAGAUAAUACAUUUUUGUAUUGUUUUUUUAUACACAUAGUUCCUUUUAUCAUUAUUGAAGGGAGCAAGAAUAAAGAUUCUAGCAGAAUAGUGUGUAUUCAUUUUAUUUCGUUGGUUCUCAUCAGCUGUUUACAACCGUUGAUAUGUAUAAAUCAUAAUUACUUACAUGAGAGGGUUUGGCUGGAAGUUAUAUUGAAGACAUAUUAAUAUAGAAUAGCAAGGGUGUAAUUGAAAUAAAUAGACUGAAUAUUGUCAAUAUAUACCUUAUGUAAAAGAACAUUCUACAACACUGAUUGUGACAACAGUUUAGAUGGAUAGAAACAAGUGAUUACUCAUUUAAUUCCUAUCAGUUUUUACUCAUUAUUUAAUCACUUGUUUCUAGCCUUUUGAACUCUUGUUACAAUCAAUGUUAUAGAAUGUUCUUUUAUAUAAGGUAUAUAUUGACAAUAUUCAAUCUAUGAAGUUUAAUUACACCCUGACUAUACUAUACUGAUGUGUCUUCAAAGUAACUUCCGACCAAACUCUUUCAUGUAAAAAAUAAUGAUGUUUAAAUAUCACAGAUUGUAAACAGUUGACAUGAACCAACGAGAUAAAAUGAAUUCAUACUAUUUUGCUAGAAUAUUUAUUCUUACUCUUUUCGUAAUCACUAUUUUGAUAUGUAAUGCAAAGUAUCAUUUAUAUCAGAGACAAUAUAAUACUUCUCAAUCUUUGUUGAUUAAUGAUUUAUAUAAGAGGUAACCGUUAAAAACUAUGUGAUAGAACUAUGAAAAAUAAAAUGAUACACAAUUAUUAUUUGAAUGACUUUGAUUAUUUUAUUGAAGAAAGAUAGGGAUUGCAAGUAGCCUAAUUACGUUAUUUGAUUGACUGAUUAUGAUGAGUGAAAAAAAGUAUGCUAAAAAUAUCAUAUAUUACCAUAAAUUGUAGUUAUUUGAAAAGGGGGCACUUAGUAACAGAAAGCUAAGUUAACAUAAUGAGUUCAAACUAUACAAGAAUAUAUUUAUCUAGGGUUUAGAAUUCAGAUCAAGAAUCUUUUCUAAUUAGAGAUAAUUUCUGCCGAUCAUAUCUGACAGGUUAUUACUUGAGAAAAUUAUUUCUUUUUACCUUGCUUCAUGUGAUAAUAACUGGUUAUUACAAUGUACUAAUAAUAUUAUUACACCCACUGAAUAAUUUAGUGAACACUUGAACUUAAUGACUCAGUAAAUAGUGAAUUGGUCAAGUGUAUUGGGUUUGAAUUGUUGUGUAAUAAUCAGCACAACUGGAGAUACAUUUAAAUAGUUAAUUUUAAAUAAAGCGAAAUGCUAAUCUUAAAUUCUAAUAGUAGACACUAUCCAAACCUAUUAACCUUCCUAUUUUUGAGUGAAUGGAAUGUGACUAACAUUGGAAUCCAGGAUAUGCUUUUUGUCCUAUUCAAUAUCAGUCAACUCUAUAUACCUCCAUUCCAGCAUUGAUGUUCACUUCAGAAUCCAAGUAUAUUCAGCUUAUUAGUCACAAAUAAUACAAACACAUACAUUAUAGAUUCUAUUGCUAGUUAAAUUUCAUUUAUUCUUUAUCAACUUGUAAUUUCAUGUCAGUAUCAAUACACGAUACUCAAAUGUUAACCAAGAAUGAUAAAAUUCCAUUAAAUAAUUCAUACCAUUUCAAAUCGGAUCAAUCUUAUUAGAAACUUGAAUACCUCAAAUGGUUACUUAUCUCUCUCUCUCUCUCUCUCUAAUCUUUAGUAAAAGGCGAAAGAUUUAUCCGCAAAUGAGAAGAAACCCGAGUGAUAGAAUGCAUAAUCAUAUUAAGAAUAUAAUUAUUAUACAAUAAUAAGCCUUUUCAAAGUAUAAGUAUAGAAAUACCGAAAUUAUAAUUAUUCAAUCACAUGUUUCAUUCUAAUAUAAACAUUUAAACUAAAGAAAUACAUUCUUUAUAUUUAUUUAUUCAUUAUAUAAUAAAUUUUAAUUUUGUUGCUUAUUACAUAACUUGAAAUGAUUAUUUUUAUGUUUUCAAAUUAAAAAAAACAAAAGAAAAAAAAGGAAAAGAAAACUUCUGUUGGUUACUAUGACAACUAUAAAAAAAACAAAUAGUUGUCACGUAUAAUAUAUACAUACAUUAAAAUCUUAAUAAAUGCCAAAUUAAAAAAAAAUUAUUAUUAUCACCAUAAUGAAUUGAAUAAUUAUCUGAUUCAUCUAUUAAGGCGUAUCAGAUUAUUUAAAUUAAAGAAUAAAUUGCCUGGAUUUUUUUAUUUUUGUUUUAUGAAGAACUAAUUUUGUUGUCAUUGUUGUUCAUCAUAAACAGUUUAUCAAUGAAUGUUAUAAAACGUCAAAGUGAUUAGAAGUUGUAUAGUGUUAUUAGUGUGAAAGUAAUAAUAUACUUGUCUUGAAAGUGUUGAGAAGAUUUCAGUUAUGAUCAUGAGGGUAGAAUUGUUAAAACAUAUAAAUAUAGAUUUUGAAAUUGAAGCAAAGUACUUAAUGGAAUUUAACUACUCACUAAUUGAGUAUAUUCCAUAAAUAAUACAAUCUAUAAAUGUAUGCAUUCUAUGUAUAAAAACAUUUUUUUCUAUCUCAUAUUGAAACAAAGUAGUUUACUACAUCAUACUGUCGGAUAGUUAGUUUUUUGAUGAGAAUAACAUUUCUGGAAUGGUUUCUUUUAUUUUUUUUUUUGUAAAAGAUCUAUUUAGUAGUGUAUUAUAGCAACUCAUUAACUGCUUGAUUGAUUCGAUGAUCCAUUCAUUUCCCUAUAUAUAUACAUGCACAUAUACACUCUACAAUCUCGGUUCGCUAACUCACUCAUUCGCCUCAUUGCUUUUUGAUCUGAGUUAUCUGCUAAUAAAACUGUAGUCACUACUUCUCUUUGCCUUCUGAUUUCAAACACCGCUGAGGAUUAUAUGGUAACGGUUACGAGGGUGAUUGGUCAACGAAGCACAGUCACUACAGUAUCCAUGAAUUUGGCAAAUGUUACAAAUGGAUAGAUGUUUAUUUACAAUUUUUCUUUCUCAUAAAUUACAAGGUUAUACUAAAAAUGAUAUAAUAAACGACUUUACAUUGAAAUAAUAAUGUAACAAUUUUAUCGUUGAGAUUAUAAUUUAUAGAUGACCUUUGAAUGACAUUAAGCUGACUUUGAGAGUGUCCGCCUAAUAGCUAGCAUCAAAUGAGGACUAAAAACCAGUGUGAAGAAUUAGAAUUAUGAUUUAGAUUAGAUUUAUGGUUUUUAAUCACGAAUUGACAUCAGCUAUAAUUCCAAAAUUCUAAUUAACCAAGUGGAUGAAUUGGUUUCCCGCCAAAAUUUGAAGAUCGAUCAUCUUAAAUCUGAUUGAUUCGUCCAUAAAUUAUAGUCUCACCAUUUUAUUUUCAAUUCAUUAAAACAUUUACUUGUCUAUAUUCAUAAUUUCUAUCUGGUUAGUUCAGUGUUGACUCACAGCAGAUAUUAUAACAUUUAUUUUGUUAUACAGCAUGUACAAUAACUGUUUGCAUUCAUUUUAAGUCAGUGAUUUUUCUUUUAACAACAAAUAUCCCAAAGGAUUAGUGUUCAUUCGAAAGUUAUAACAACAUGGGGAUAGAAUAAUGACAAAGAUUCUCAGUUUAUACUUUAAAUAGAAUACGAAAUAUACCUUAUUAAGUUCAUCCUCUUAUCUUAGAUUUAAAAAAAAGAUCACAACUGAAACUUAAGACAAAUAAUGAGGAGUCCUGUACUAGGACGAAACAGCCGUCCAAUGCUUUUAGGCUUUUCAUGAUGAUCUAGUUUUAAUUGACUCAUGAUCUCAACUAUAAAAUAAUAGUCUUUAUAAUUUUCAAGUAAUUUAUUUCAUUAGAAACAUGAGUAAAAUAUAAUAAUAUUAUAAUAAUAGUGAUUGUGUGUUCCAAAAACUACAUCGGCAUCCGAUGCUAUUUUUGGAUGAUUGUACUUUACCCAGCAAUCACGAUUCACAUUGACGGGGAAUCGAUUAGUCAAAGAGGCAUCUGAAUCGCCGUAAUGACCCCACUCCAUUUCUUCUUCUUUCUGAGCUUCAUACAUUUCAAGUACUAGUUGUUUAUGACAUCAAUGUAAACUCAAAAUAUAACAAUCUCAUUAGAGGAAUUACAUGUCAAUAUAAAAUUAAACAAUACAAUAUUGGAUUACAUUUAAGAUUGAAAUCCCAUAAAUUCAUCUCUAUUGGUUUAUUCGAUUCACGCUAUAUACAUUCUGUCAAACAAACUAUGAAAUACUAAAUUACGCUUAAUUCUUUACUUCCUUCCUUUUAACUACUAUGGGGCUUAUAAAGGUUAUUGAAUGUUAUUGAAAUUUCGAAUUGACCCUAAAUAAAACAUUCAUUAAAUAGAAGGAAGGACUGAAUAGUUAUCUCUACCGAGUACAAAACUCCUCAGAAGUAUACACACAUAGCUCCACCAUAAAAUAUUCCACCUAGGACCUUCGAUCUCUGGAAUGAAUACUAUCUAUAAAUGACUAAGUUAGUAUACAUAAGUAUACACUUGUAACUUCAAUCAAUUUAUAAUAAUGCAGGAUAUUAUAUUGAUAAUUUUAUCUACUUACUUUUAAAUGUUUCAUUAUUCAACUACUUCAAUUAUAUUUUCUUUACAUUGAUCUUUUUUUUCUUUGAUUAUUAGUAAACAAUGAAUUAUAUGGUUCAUUAUUUGUCAAGGCAACUCUUACUAUCCCUUGACUCAUGAUGUCAACAACUGAAAUGACUAAAAUCUCUACAAAACCCUCUUCUGAAAAAUUAAUAAUACACUUAAAUUGAUUGAUAUAAAUAAUGGAAUUCAAUAGAUGUUAGUUGUUGUGAAUAAUUGGAUAAGGGAAAUGACUUUAAAUCAGUUUCAUAUGAAGAAUAAUGAAAUCAUUGAAUUAUUCAAUGAUUUAAGUGUAUAACUAUGGUGGUCUAGCUUCAAUUGACUCAUGAUCUCAACAAUUGAAAUUACUACAAUCUCCACAAAAACCCCUUCUGAUGUAAUAAAUUAUGUCAUUGAUUAUGUAAUGAAAUAAAUUGAUAAUUAUCAUCUAAAUGAAUCUUGUUCUAUCGUAGAUUUGUAUGAAAAGUGACAAAUACUAACAUUGUAGUUUGAAUUAUCAUAUUGUAUACAUUAUAAUUUUGUGUUAUUAUACUAAACAUGUUUAUAUGUAUAUCAAAUAGUUUUACUAAUUUUCUUGAUUUAACUUUAUCAGUUUGUUUAAAAACAAGAAUCAAGGUAAACAAGGAUAGAUGGUGGAUAGAAGUAGAAUGUAAGAAGCGCAUUUUGUCCUAUUUUGAACUUGUCAAUUGGAUAUACUUGUAUUCUAGAGUUGAUGUUCACUCCACUUCUCAAACUUAGAACCGGUCGCUUCAAACAGUAUGACGUUAUUCACUUAGCUACUGAGUCCAGAUAUUCACUAGUUUGUAUAGUGAGGUGAAGUAUAAAUUCACUUGGUAUUGUUUGUUUGUAUCUUCUCAGGACCUAUUAGCUAAGUGGCGUUCGAAGUAAGAGGUACUGGGUUAGAGUCAUGGAAUAAAUAUCAACUCUAGAAUGCAGGUACAUCCAGCUGAUAAGUCCCAAAUAGGAGGAAACGCGCUUCUUGGAUUCCACUACUGGCCACCAUCUAUCUUUGCUUAUAAUGCUUGUGAUUGAAGUCAAUAUCGAGGCAGUUAGCAUAGGAUACACAUAUGCUAGUAAUAGACUGAUCAAUUACAGUCAUGAAUAUCAAUGGGAUAAUUUAAACAAACAAUACAAAAUGUAGAAUCAAGAUGGUUCCCCUUUAAUUUCAUUUUCUUUAAAGACAUUUAUCAUUAGUUUAUUGAAUAUUAUGAGCUCUAGUUAAGGCUAUAUUUAUAUUGUGGUUUUUCUAUAUGAUUAAAAUAAUUAGUUUGUACUAUCGUCAUAUUUUAUUAGAAAAAUUGUUCUGAUGAUAAAUAAACAUAAGAAUUAGACAUUACAUCAUUGAAUGCCAGGUCAGUGGUCUGCAGCUUAAAUGUUCGAGAGCGAGACCGAUAGGUCCUGGGUUCAAAUCCCGCGAGUGCAAAUGUGGUUUUGCACUGCCGAAGAGUCCCAUACUAAGACGAAACGGCUAUCCAAUGCUUCCUGGUUUUCCAUGAUGGUCUAGCUCAUGAGUUCAACUAUAAAAAUAUCUCUUCGACAGAUAAUUUCAAACUAGAUAAACAACCGAUUCAUCAACAAGAUUGUACCUUCUUUCUAAAUCAGUUUAUUCUCUUUAUUUAUUAUGAUUCUUAAUACACUGUAGGUAUUUUUCUUUCUAUUAAGAAUCAUUCAUUAGUUAAUAUUUUUCAUUGUUACAUAAUCUUGUCAAUCAUAUCUAUAGUUUUGCAAUCAGAAUAUGAUGAGAAUUUACGACAUUUACAUUUAUUUCUAUCCAUUUACUGAUAUCAAUCAGUCGUACAUUAUUGUAGAAUUCUAAGUGAUAUAGUUAAGAAUACUAAUUAGUGCUUAUUAUGAAUGAUGGUUCAUUAUCAAGGACAGAAUAUACUUUGACUAUAUUGACAGCUAUACUGUUCUUUAAUUUCUUUUUUGUUUUGUUUUGAUAGACAGUAUGUAUUCAGACAUUUACAUUAGUAGUUUUUGUGAAUGAUACGUAGUAGUUUUCUCUCUAAACAAUCUCAUUAUUAUUUCAUUGAAAUCAAUAAUGAUCCUGUUUCAUUUCAAUGUUUUUAUUUGUUUUUGUAAUGACACAGAAAGUAUGUAUUCAUUGGAUCGUAAUUCAAUUAGAUCAAGUCAUAGACGAUCUUUUAGAGAAAGUCUAGGAUUAUCAGAAAGAUGCAAAUGUUACUGGGAUCAUACACCAUAUUUACCUGAAGGACACUCUAUAAUAAACGAAGAUGAACGUUCUAGAACUGGUUCAAUACGUAGUGGAGACUUUCAACGUUCCAGACCUACUUCAUUUUCAAAUAAUGAUGAUAUACAUUUUAAAUCUGUAUAUACAAGAAGUUCUGAAGAUUUACGACCUAAAACUAUAAAUGUCACUACUACUAGUUUACCGAAUACAGAUGAUGCGCACAAUUCAUUAUGUAGUCCAACAGUGAUCAAUUUAAACUUCAUGAAUUCAGAUGAACGUCCAAGUAAGUUAGAUGAUUUAGAUAAUUACGUUGGAUUAUAAUCUUUUCAUUAUUAAUUCUUGUGUAUCGAUAUAUAUAUAUCCCGCCCGCGGGAUUCGAAUCCAGGACCUAUAAGUAUUGCGCGUGAACCACAUGCUCUAGACCAUUGAGCCGGUAUCUAACGGUGUUAAUAUUCAACUUCAACCCAUCCACGAAGUCACACCACCGUCCACCAUUGUCUUUAGUGAGUUACUAUUUCACAAACCACCUGGUUGUACUUCACUGGUCACUGCUUAUUAAACAAUACACUAUUCUCAUAUAAUUAAAAUAAUGAAUUUAAAUACUUAAAAUGAAUCAUAUUGUUUAGUUUUGUAUUCCUUUAGAAAAUUGUAUUUGAGAAGUUUGUUUUAUUACUUUUCUCAGGAACAUCUGCUUAUUUCUAAAAGUUUUUAGGCUAUUGCUUUUAGUGAAUUCAUAUUACAGAUUUGUUUGAUAAGCCGUUUGUUUGGGAGGUCCAGAAAAUUCCUCGAAAAAAGCCGAAAUGGCUUUGGAAGCUCUGAGGAAACCCCCAAUCCAACCAACAUGCGAUAGAAAUCUUACUAGAAACAUCUAGAAAGUGAAACGUCAUAUGUCGCGUUUCUGAUUGCAUGAUUACCUAUACUGCUACUAUGUUUAGUAGCGUUCCAAAACUUACCGGAAGCCCAAAUUCAUCUAAAAUGCUAUAAAUACCCUGGAUUUUCUGUACAUAAACGAACCUCGAAAUAAAGCAUUUCUUCCAUGUUUCGUACCUUCUCUCUCAUGUUCAGAAUUCUGUGUAGGUUUAGCCUGUGUAUUACUAGAAGAGCUUUGGAAACACAAUCUAGCGUCCAAUUAGAAGAUUUAUCACUAUUAGAAAGUUUAAUUGUUUAUGAUUUUUUCAAGUAUACCUCACUUAUCAGAAAACUGUGAUUAGAGAAUAUCUUUUCGUGAAAGAGAUAAGCCUCUUAAUAUUAAAUUGAAUUUGUUAAAUCUUAUGUUCAAUAGCUAUAGGUAUAUUUGAGGCUUCAGUCUAAUCACAAAUGUUGCACAGAACUGGCAAUAGCAUGUCACUAAAUAUUUGAUAGAAAAAUAUAACUAUUGAAAAAUAAGAAGAUGUUUCAUUCUAGUAUUCUCAUUCGUGACACUGCUGGGAAUCAACAUGUGAAAGUUUUCCGUUCCUCACUGAUUCACCUACAUUACACUAUAUAUACACUAUAAUACACUACACUAGCUUUAAGAUGUAAUUCCUAGAGUUCUAAUGUGAAACCGUUAUCAUUGGAGUAAAACUAUGUUGAGUGUGAGAGAGUUAAUUACAGCAAAUAACAGAUAAUUACACAAUAUCACGAGUCGAUUAAAGUUAGACAGAUAAAUCACUGGAUUCCAGUUCAGUGGUCUACAGGUUCGUCCUCAUUGAAUGUUCAUAACGGAUAAUUCAGUCUUACAUCAGGAAGAAAUAUCUGUUCGCUACUCUAAGGUUUUUGAUUAUGUUCCGUGAUGAAUCAACAAUCUAAACUAUGAAUAUUAAUAUUUUUGCAAAUGAUAUAUCUGCCGUAUAUUUAAGGCAUUUACAGACAAGUGAUAGCUUAUGAUCUUUGAUAAACUAGAUAAUAAUAGUUAAAUUAUCAUGAAAUAUCUCUUCCAAAUAAAUUUAAGAUAUUUUAAUGGAGGUUUAAUUGAAGUGAUUUCCUGAACAGAUCAUAGUAUUAUCAGUCCAAUUCCACAAAAAAUUCUAAAUUUAUGUCGAACAUAUGAUACACAUUACAACCAAACUUCUGAUAUCGUCAGUUUAAUUUCAUACAUUUAAACACAACUUGUGUGUUUAACCUAGCUCUCCUAUUAAACGGGACUGGGGUGCAAUGUUUGGGUUGUUACGUGAAAGUCUAUAUGAUGUCUGGUUCUCCUGGAAACUAAUGUAAAAUUACCCUGGCCCACAAGGGGGUAUAUUACAUAACUGUAACUUUGAAAAAGACGUUCAUUUAUCAUAUUAUGCUGAAAAGUUCUUUAUUCAUGAUCACUUAAUGGAAG